AUGGCAUCAUCGAGCUGUGGGAAGUGCGAUCGUUUGGAUACGGAUGAUAUGAUAGCUUGCGAAUCAUGUUCGGCCCGGUUUCACAGUGACUGUGUGGAAGAGUCCCCAGGAGCGACCGGCCGAAAAUUUAAGUGCGAUGUUUGUCUUUCCAAGAAGACACGGAAAACCACUACUAAAAAGCCUUCCAAAGUUGGUGAUUCGAGUGCUAAUCUUCCGCCCACUCAAUCACUGGGCGCUAUCCGAGAAGUCUGUGGUAAUUUAGCCGUGCUUGUGGAUCCUGUUAUACCAAUCCCUCCAGUGAUGAGUGAAAACUAUCCCCGAACACCCGAUUGUGAUCAAGCCACGAUCAUCUCCCAAGGUCGUCAUACUGCUGACCUAAUGGAACUCGAUUUUGAUCAGGAGCUACAGAAAAUGAGGGACGAAAUGGAACGCAACGAGAGGAAAUUGGAGCAGGAACGGAUACUACGUGAGAAGCAGCUGGAAUUCAAGCGUCAGUAUGCCGAAAAGUGCCAAAAACAGGAGAAGCAGCUCCAACAAAAACAACUCGAGAUGGAGAAGUCCAUAUUAGCGAAGAAAUUAGCUGAUGAAAUGGAAUUCCAACAGCAGCAACGUGCACUCCGGGAAGAUUACGAGCGCGCCCGUAGUGAAAUGCUGUCGGUCAGCCAAGAAGAAGCUAUCGGUGGAUACGAUCCGAUCAAGGAACGAGAUGAUCUUUCUGGUGUCGAGAAAGUGAAAAAGUGGCUUCGGGAUGACGAACCAAAACAAAUCAACGAUGCGGUCAACCCACAUUCGGGUUAUAAAUUCGAUCGUCCAACGUACCCGAAGCCUCUUGCAGAAAAGGUACAGAAACGAAUUAUAUCUGACGAACAGUCCAGCGCCAGUGGAAUUGAUGAUUACUCCCCGAGAGCUGGUGUCGUGCAAUCCGUCGUUGAUCGCGAGCCGCAGCCAGGGCCAACAAGGGCACAGCUCGCUGCGCGUUCAGCUUUACUAAGAAAUUUGCCAACCUUCAGCGGCAAGCCAGAGGAAUGGCCGCUUUUUAUUAGCUCCUACAAAAAUUCAACCGAAGCUUGCGGUUUGUCAAACCAGGAGAAUUUAGUCAGGCUUCAAGAAUGCCUCAAAGGUCCCGCGCUUGAAUCCGUCCGAAGUCGACUGAUGCUGCCGUCGUCAGUACCGAAGAUUAUUCACAUGCUCCGUGAAGUGUACGGCCGGCCGGAGCAGCUUAUACACUCACUGCUUAGCAAAGUAAAACGAGCCGCUGCACCGAGGGUUGAUCGGCUAGAAACUUUCAUCCAGUUUGGAAUGGUUGUCCAGGAAUUAUGCGACCAUCUAGAAGCAGCUGAGCUCCACGAUCACCUGGUGAAUCCCACCCUGAUCCAAGAGCUAGUCGAGAAGCUGCCAGCAGCCACCAAGAGAGAGUGGGUCCAAUUCAAACGCGCCGAGGGGAGGACUACCCUCCGAACAUUCGCCGAUUUUACUUCAAAAAUCAUGUCUGAAGCUAGCGAAGUAACUUUGGUGGUGGAUCAGAAGUUUUCUGACUUCCGACUUAGUGACAGGCCUAGAUCAAAGGAAAAAGGUUUCCUUCAGGCGCAUUCCAGUGGAGCUGUGGGGAAUCCAUUCCCGGUACCAUCGAUUUGUCGAUUCUGCAGAAAAAAUAAUCACAGAAUCCGAAACUGUGAUGAUUUCCGAUCAUGUCCCCUGAAGGAAAGAAUCAGACUGAUGACCCAGUGGAAGCUUUGUGAGCGAUGUCUGAAUGAGCACGACGGAUGGUGCCGAUUCAAAAUUACGUGCAACGUAGGUUCCUGCCGUCAACAUCAUCAUCCACUAGUACAUCGUGAUUCCCGAGAACCCCUACCAGCAAGGCAACAUUCUGUGCGAUCAAUGGAUGAUUCUCCCGCUCAAUCUCCCAUGCCAAUGAACGCCCAUCAUCACACGAAAUUUCCCGUUAUUUUCCGAAUGGCUCCAGUCACUAUACACAACGGUAACCAUUCAAUAAAAACGAUGGCAUACAUUGACGAGGGUUCGUCAAUCACAUUGAUCGAAGACAACCUAGCACGAGAGUUAGAAUUGAAAGGCAUUCCCCAACCGCUGACUUUGCAGUGGACCGCAAACGUAGUUCGGCACGAAGCUCUCUCCGAAUGUGUCUGCGUAGAAAUUUCCGGCGAUGGAGGUGAUCGUUUCCAGCUGAGUGAUGCGCAUACAGUUAAGAAGAUGCACCUACCGAGCCAGCUGAUCGACUUUCAACAAAUUUCGAACCAGUAUCCACACUUGCGAGGUCUGUUUGCUGCUACCCACACAGGGGAAGAGCCACGAAUAUUAAUCGGAUUGAAUAAUGUUUUCUUGUUUGCGCCGCUCGAAUCACGAGUCGGUGAUCCGUCGGAGCCGAUCGCUGUCCGCUCGCAUCUGGGGUGGACAAUCUACGGGCCACGAAAGCCACAAGGUUCCUCUGUGUUUGUUGGCUGCCAUGACGAGAUGCGUGUUACGAAUCUAGACCUGCACGAUCAGAUUCGUACUUAUUUCCAAGCCGAUGAUUCGGGUUUUCUGGUGAAAGAGUUGCCGGAGUCCGACGAUUUGAAGCGAGCUCGUUCCAUCUUGAACUGCACUACCGUUCGAGUUGAUGGACGCUACGAGGUUGGUCUUUUGUGGGCAAAGGACGAUAUUAAGCUCCCAGACAGUUUUGCUAUGGCUUUACAGCGAGAGAAACAUUUCGAGCGCCGUUUGAAAAAGAAUCCACACAUCGAGCAAGUUGUUCGCCAGCAAGUUGAGGCGUACUUAUCGAAGCGCUAUGCGCAUAAAGCUACGCCUGAAGAAUUAGAUUCUGCAGAACCGGGAAGAAUUUGGUACCUCCCGUUAAAUUAUGUCGAGAACCCGAAAAAGCCGGGUAAAGUGAGGUUGGUGUGGGACGCCGCCGCUCAAGCGCAUGGAAUAUCGCUCAAUUCCGUACUUCUACCGGGGCCCGAUCUCCUCACAUCCCUUCCAGCUGUAAUUCAACGAUUCCGAGAGCGAAAGGUUGCUUUCGGAGCGGACCUCCGCGAAAUGUAUCAUCAGAUACGCGUGCGGGAGCAGGACCGCCAAGCCCAACGGUUUCUCUUCCGAAGUAAUCCCAACGUCGAGCCCGAAAUUUAUAUUAUGGAUGUCUGCACGUUCGGGUCGGCGUGUUCCCCUGCCAUGGCUCAGUUCGUGAAGAAACUGAAUGCUACUCAAUUUGUCGACAAGUUUCCCGAAGCCGUUGGCGUUAUUGACAGGCGUCAUUACGUCGACGACUAUUAUGACUGUACCGAUACCGAGGAACAAGCGAUCACCCGAGCGCAGCAAGUGCGAUACAUACACCAGCAAGCAGGCUUCGAAUUCCAUGGCUGGGUUUCGAACCGCAAGUCUGUUCUUCAAGCUCUCGGUGCCCCUUCGACUCCGGAAGUGGCGUUAAGCGACCCCAAAACCAGUGGCACUCAGCGUGUUUUGGGAAUAAUUUGGAAACCGGAAGAAGAUGUUUUUGUUUUUUCUACCGAUGUCCGAACUGAUCUACAUCCAUAUUUCUACAACCAAAUCAGACCAACGAAACGCAUCGCGCUCAGCGGAAUCAUGAGCCUUUUUGAUCAGCUAGGAUUCUUGGCGCCAUUCACUAUUCUCGGGAAGCUCCUACUCCAGGACCUUUGGCGGACCGGGUGUGAAUGGGACCAGUUGAUUGACGACGAUAGCUUCGCAAAAUGGCAACAAUUUACUUCCUUCAUGCCAGCUGUUGGGUCUGUGAAAAUCGAACGCUGUUAUCUGCAAACUUUUUCCCCGGAAGCAUACCGCACUUUAGAAUUGCAUACGUUUGUGGAUGCCUCCGAACAGGCGUAUGGGGCAACAUCUUUCUUUCGCAUUACCGAGGGAAAUAGCUACCGAUGUUCACUAGUCAUGGCGAAAACUAAAGUGAGCCCGCUUAAGCAGUUUUCAAUUCCCAGGAUGGAACUGUGUGCUGCAGUUCUCGGCUCUGCACUUGCUAACAAAAUCGAAUGCGAACACGAUCUGAAGGUGACGAGGCGAGUGUUCUGGUCCGACUCCCGGACAGUGCUAUCUUGGAUUCGCUCCGACCAACGUAAAUAUAAACCGUUCGUUGGAUUUCGUAUCGGAACAAUUUUGCAGAACACAAAAAUCGACGAGUGGCGUUGGGUGCCAACAAAACACAACAUCGCUGACAUCGUGACGAAACCGAGCGCUAGUCUGUUCUUAGAAACUGAUAGUCCCUGGUUUCUAGGCCCAGAUUUUUUGCGAAAAGAUGAGAGCGAGUGGCCAGAGCAACAUUUACCUUCUCCAAACACCACUGAAGAACUUCGUGUUUGCCAUCAACAUCAUACUACGAUAUCUUCUUUUUCUUUUAUUGAUGUCACACGAAUUUCGAAAUGGAAUAUUCUCCUGCGUACCAUAUGCUGUGUGUUUCGUUUCGCUUCAAAUUGUCGACGUAAAGCCAAAAAAGAACCGAUUGAGACAGUUGAAGCUCCAGACUCUACGAAAAGGUUGGUUGUGCGUUUUGUGCCUGGAGUGGUGGUUCCGCUGCAGCAAAGCGAGUAUGAGCGCGCCGAGACAGUGUUGUGGAAAAUGGCUCAACAUCAACACUACUUCGAUGAAUUAGCAACUCUGAAAAAGAACGAGGGACUGCCGAAAGAAAAGUGGCUAAGUAUCGAGAAAACGAGUCCGUUGCAUCGUUUAUUGCCGUUUCUCGAUGACUUGGGUGUACUUCGCGUCGACGGGAGAAUUAGAGAAGCCACUUUUAUUCCGUUUGACACCCGUUUCCCCAUCAUUCUGCCAAGAGAGCAUGCCGUCACAUAUCAUCUUAUCAACUUCUACCAUCAGCGAUACGGCCAUGCUAAUAAGGAGACGGUUUUUAACGAAAUGCGCCAACGAUUCCACAUCUCUAAACUUCGUCCAGUAAUCGAUCGUGUGGGGAAGCAGUGCCAGUGGUGUGCAGUUCGAAAAUCCCGACCGAGACCAGCAAGAAUGGCCCCACUCCCUGUCGAACGUAUCACACCUUAUUUGAAGCCGUUUAGCUAUGUUGGUGUGGACUAUUUUGGGCCGAUCGAGGUGACUGUCGGACGUCGAUCAGAAAAACGUUGGAUUGUGUUAUUCACAUGUCUCUCUGUACGAGCAAUCCAUCUCGAAGUGGCCUAUCGACUGAACACUGAUUCUUGCAUCAUGGCAAUCCGAAGAUUCGUCCUGCGCCGUGGGCCUCCUGUUACAUUCUUCUCCGAUAACGGAACCAAUCUGAAGGCCGCCAGUAAGGAACUGCAAGAACAAAUAAAACGCAUCGACACCGCUUCUGCAAAUGUGUUCACAAAUGCGAGGACCCGUUGGAGCUUCAAUCCGCCAUCCGCCCCACAUAUGGGGGGCAUAUGGGAGCGCAUGGUGCGCUCAACAAAAGCUGCUAUGGCCACGCUGACAUCCGGAAGCCGAAUGACCGACGAGAUUCUGCUCACAGUAAUAACUGAAGCCGAAGAGAUCGUCAAUACUCGGCCCUUAGUCUAUCUGCCGCAGGAUUCGGAUGAGCCCGAAUCGUUGACCCCGAACCAUUUUCUACGAGGUAGCUCUUCGGGCCAACUGGAUCUACCUAUACCUCCGACUGGGGAGGCUGCUGCCUUGAGAAGCUCGUACUGCCGAUCACAGCUGCUUUCCGAUGAACUUUGGAAAAGGUGGCUGAAAGAAUACUUGCCGUCUCUCAACGUCCGUAGCAAAUGGAUUGAAUCGAACGAGCCGCUGAAGAAGGAUGACUUGGUUUUCGUUACCGAUGACCUAUCCCGUAACAGUUGGAUCCGGGGACAAAUCGUGGACGUGAUUCCAGGAAAGGACAACCAGGUGCGCCAGGUGUUGGUUCGUACAUCUUCAGGAGUCUUUCGUCGACCGGUAACAAAACUAGCAGUAAUCGAGGUAGGUUCAUCUAGUAAAUCUGACUCGGAAGCAGGUUCCGGACAAGUUUUACGGGCCGGGGAGUGUUGA
Messenger RNA from Uranotaenia lowii, 5967 nucleotides. RefSeq lists its product as uncharacterized. Lineage: Eukaryota; Metazoa; Arthropoda; Insecta; Diptera; Culicidae. Gene Ontology annotation, biological process: DNA integration. The coding region runs from base 1 to 5967 and encodes 1988 amino acids. The transcript has a single exon. The record is from RefSeq and is a predicted model, not a curated record. Gene Ontology annotation, molecular function: nucleic acid binding.